AUGAACCUGACCUCGCAGCUCCUGGAUCUUAUGCUGGAGGCCUCUAACCUGUCUCGCUGGCAGUUCAUCCAAGAAUACUCUAUCCCACCAUUGGUAUCAGUGCCCAGGCUUCCUGGAGCACUGCAGCCAGUCUUUGGACUGCUUUAUGUGCUCAUAUUUGGACUUGCAGUGGUUGGAAACAGUGCUGUCCUGGUUCUCCUCUGCCGCUGGAAGGCCUUACAGUCUCCUAGCACCUUCUUCAUCUGUUCCCUGGCUCUAAGUGAUCUCCUUAUUGCCAUUGUAUGUGUGCCUGCCACACUGCUCCAGCACUUCUUCACCAACUGGCUUGCAGGGGAUUUUCUGUGCAAACUAGUUCCAUUUCUCCAAGUGACUGCCAUAGCAACCAGCAUCCUAACAAUGACCUGUAUUGCUGUGGAGCGUUUCCAGGGCAUCCUUUAUCCUUUACAUUUCCGCAGUGAGAACUUCCUCUGCCCUGCUUUCAAGAUGCUUGUGGCUGUGUGGUUGGCUGCUCUUGCAAUAGCAGCCCCAAUGUGGUUUGUCCAGAAAGUGGAGGUAAAGUAUGAUUUUCUGUUCGACAUACACCACACCUGUUGCUUGGAGGUUUGGGCAAGUCAGCGACAGAGGCAGGCCUACACAACCUGCCUGUCAGUGCUGGUUUUUCUGGUUCCUUUGCUUACUAUGGGGGUUCUGUAUGGAAAGAUCAUAAGAGAACUGUGGGGGAAGCAUAGAAUUCAUGACGUCAUGUUCCAAACUCUGCCAGGAUCUGAAAUCAAUAAGAUCACAAGGAGGAAGCGGCAUGCUGUUAGGAUGAUGGCCACCGUGGUGCUGCUCUUUGCCGCCUGCUGGGCCCCUUUCCACCUGGUCUCCCUCCUGCUAGACUACGGUCAGCUGGACAUGGAUCUGGAUUCUGAGUUUUUGCUGGUUAGUGUGGUUCAGAUUCUGGGUUUCAGUAAUUCUAUUUGUAACCCACUGGUAUAUGCUGCUCUAAAUGCUAACUUUAAGAGGGAUCUACUGGUGCUGCUGACUCGAUGCAGAGGACCAGGGGGCCGGUGCUUCUGUUGCCAGUGCCCCGGAGGGUUCAGGAGAAGCCGGGCACGUGUUGGGGUCUCUGCUGUUGAAUCCACUGAACCCCGGAGGGGUAUAAUAAAGACAUCUAAACAGGCAGGACUCAACAGGCCGGUGAGCAAAGUAGCAUGGGAGCUCAAACCCAAUGUUGACAAUGUAUUGGAGAGACCCACCGUGAAUUCCUUCCCCACCAUGAAUCUGCUCAAUGCUAUGUGGUUCAAAAAGACCUCCAGCACUGUGGUCCUGAGUGUCACAGACCCUCCACACAUGGACAGCUCCUCUGGCUCUGAACAGCUUCUCACUGGUAGGCCCACAGACUGA
Messenger RNA from Chanos chanos (milkfish), 1386 nucleotides. RefSeq names its product pyroglutamylated RF-amide peptide receptor. The transcript is spliced from 6 exons. Bases 1 to 1386 code for a protein of 461 amino acids. Lineage: Eukaryota; Metazoa; Chordata; Actinopteri; Gonorynchiformes; Chanidae. Gene Ontology annotation, biological process: G protein-coupled receptor signaling pathway. Gene Ontology annotation, cellular component: plasma membrane. The record is from RefSeq and is a predicted model, not a curated record. Gene Ontology annotation, molecular function: neuropeptide Y receptor activity.